GCUGCUCAGACAUACUCUCAAAACUAAGUCUGUAACCAUGGCCACAUUUGCUUAUGCCACCACCACCGCCAUUGUCUUCCUCAUCCUCCUCCCGCUGUCUUGCUCUUCCGAAUCGAUUUUUCACAACCAUCACCACGACGCCUCCUCGUCCGUCCGGAAAUCGGACGUCGAUCUUUUGGAGUUUCCUUUGAAUUUAGAGUAUUUGGAAGCUGAGUUCUUUUUGUAUGGCUCUUUGGGGUAUGGCUUGGAUAAAGUUUAUCCGAGCUUAGCCCAAGGAGGUCCGUCUCCCAUUGGUGCCAAAAAGGCACAUUUGGACGACUUCACUAGGGAUGUCAUCGAGCAAUUUGGAUGGCAAGAAGUUGGACACUUGAGAGCUAUUAAGAAAACUGUGAAGGGUUUCCCAAGGCCAUUGUUGAAUAUAAGUGCAGCAUCAUUUGCUCAUGUGUUUGAUUCUGCAUUUGAGCGUCCCUUAAAUCCACCAUUUGACCCUUAUGCCAAUUCAAUCAACUAUCUCCUUGCAUCCUAUCUCAUUCCUUAUGUUGGUCUCACUGCCUAUGUUGGUGCAAGCCCUAAGCUCCAAGGUGCUACUGCCAAAAGGCUAGUUGCAGGUCUUUUGGGUGUGGAAUCAGGCCAAGAUGCAGUGAUUCGAGCAUUGCUAUACGAGCGUGCAAAGUUGAAAGUAGAACCAUAUGGCAUUACAGUGGCUGAGUUCACAACUGUCAUUUCGGAACUAAGGAAUAAGCUAGGACACGAAGGUUUGAAAGAUGAAGGCCUUGUGGUUCCCAUAGACUUGGGUGCUGAGGGAAAAGUUAGCGGCAAUAUUCUUGCCGGAGACGAGUACUCAGUUGCAUAUGACAGGACUCCGGAGGAGAUACUAAGGAUCGUAUACGGUAGCGGUAAUGAACGUGUACCUGGCGGUAUCUACCCUAAAGGAGCUGGCGGCCGGAUUGCUAAAUCUUAUUUGAAAAAGGAAUAGGAGAGAUUUUUCAGUGUGACCGGUAGAUGAAGUGGUACACCACGUGUUAUUAUAUAAAUGGUAGGAUAUGUGUGUUAAAAAGUUAAUAACUUAAAAAAAUAGGACUAGUUUGGUUGCCAUCUAGUUUACCUUCUUCAGAAUGUUUUUUUUUUCUUUUUUUUCUUUCCCUUUUCUAGACAGAAUAAAUCAUGUUUUUAAUUAAUUUGAUGUAAGGAAUCGUUUCAUGCUUCAUUUUGUUCGCAUAAAUCCUUCGAGUUUGUUCACAUAAUAUUAUAUUAAUAGAGCACGGAAAAUGCAGUAAGAAAACUCUUAUAAUAA
Molecule: messenger RNA, 1294 nt
Organism: Pyrus x bretschneideri (Chinese white pear)
Lineage: Eukaryota; Viridiplantae; Streptophyta; Magnoliopsida; Rosales; Rosaceae
Product: desiccation-related protein PCC13-62-like
Exons: 3
Coding region: 38-976 (312 amino acids)
Source: RefSeq, a predicted model, not a curated record